Molecule: messenger RNA, 2318 nt
Organism: Microstroma glucosiphilum
Lineage: Eukaryota; Fungi; Basidiomycota; Exobasidiomycetes; Microstromatales; Microstromataceae
Exons: 1
Coding region: 61-2130 (689 amino acids)
Source: RefSeq, a predicted model, not a curated record
UCCUAUUGUCCGCAUAGUCUACAAGCAUCUCCAUCGCUCGCACCCUUCCUGACUCAGGCCAUGGACCCCUGGGCAUCGCCAUGGGCCGAAGAAGACGCUGCGGCAACAUCAACGUCUGUGCAGGAUGCUCCGCGUGCCCCAUCGCCUCCCAUUGCCUCGCCACCCCCUCGUGCCGCCACGCCGGAGAUCGACCCAUGGGCAGUCCCUGCAACACCAAGAGCAACCGUAGCGGAGGGCAGUGCGGCCAAGUCGCAGGGUUCGCCCACUGAAAGCCGAAACGCUCAACCCUGGUCGGGCGGCUGGCGUGCAGAGCGGGAGGAGCCAGCAGCAGCAGCAGCCACCUCUACCUCGCAUGAUGUUCAUGCACCGCAAGAGACAGAAGAGGGCCACAUUGGGCCUGUAGACGACACUGCCGAUCCCUGGGCUGAUCCUGUACGGCGUACUGCUACAGAAGCUUCGCACACUAGCGCAUCUCAGGGCUGGAGGAGCGAGCCAGUGGAAGAGGGAUGGCAGCCGACGGAGCAUGCUGCUGUGACAUGGGGGAGCACAGGCGGCAUCGGACUGGUAGCUCAGUCUGCCGGCAUCGACUCGCUGAACGAACGAAGGGCGGACUGGUCCACAUCGGCGGUCGCUGCUCCGUCUUAUGCUGGCGAGCCAAUGACGGACAUUGACGCUGCCUUCGCCGCGAGGAUACGAGGUUCACAGCGGUCAGCAUCCUCCUCGGCAGCGGAGGCUCCAGAGCAGUCGAACGGAGCUGCACAACCGGCUUCUUCUGUCAACGUUGGAGACAUCACGCCAAAGGACGUCACUAAAGCCUCGCCCUUCUCUCUCGGCACGGCGCGAGAGACUCUGGCCUCCCUCUCAGCUAAAGCUCCUCGUCUCUCGAGUACUCCAGCCUCGACAUCCUCGAUUGGUCCCGCAGCACCUUCAACUUCGACUGUAACGACUCCGGUGACAAAGCCCUCGACGGAGCAAUUGGCUGUGGCCCAACAAACGCGUGGCGAAGGAUGGGAGAUGAAGAAGAAGCCCGCCCCCUCUGCUCUUGCCGGCUUUGUGGGAGGCUGGAUCUCUCAAAGGGGCGCACGAGGACGCGAGGAAGACUCGGACAAUGUCGUUCGAGGCAAUGAAGAGGAUUCGGAGGACGAAGAAGAACAGGCAGGGGUGAACAAGGCGCGAGGUUCCCAUAGUGGCGAGAUGAAGGGAUCGGUGGUAGCGCAGCCCAACCUCCCCGAUCUGCUGGGCGAAGAGGUCGAGGCUGAGGGAUCAAAGGAUACUCCGUCAGCCAGCACAUCCGCGCAGCCUUCAGCUGUUGGAAGGCUUUGGGGAAGAUGGAGGAAACCAGCAGCCGCCGAGGCGCAACCUGCGCCAGCGAAACCCACAGGCGACAUUGAUGCAGAUGGCCUGGACUGGCUCGCUAGCGCACCGCCAUCUUCCGCCAAUCAUCAACAGCACCAGCAGCCACCUCGGACAGGGAAGCAAGACCACAGCAGUAUCGAUGAUCUCUUCGAUUUCGAUUCUCUGUCAGUCGCGUCUACAAGUCGCGCAAAGCCUUCAUUGCAGCAAGUCCUGCCUCCUCGUCCUGCUACUUCUACCCCUCCGUAUAGAGACGAACCUUGUGCCACCACUGCCGCCAGCACGGCCACUGACGACUGGUCCUGGUUAGAUGCGGCAGCCAGUAACAGUGUGGCCAGACAGCCCACGUCUUCCUUCUCUUCCCCUCCCAUUCUGCGGCCUGCUUCCAACGGUCCCUCCUCUGUGCGUCCCGCCGUGCAACUCCUUUCGCAUUCGAACACCACACUCAACAGGUCCGCCAGUGCGGGCAAGCGACCAGUCCUCCUCCCACCUCCACCGCCGCCGUCGGGUCGGUAUAGCCCGAGUGUGGCACAGCAAAUCGCUGCUCGUCCGUCGUCAUCUUCUUCCUCAAGCUCUCUAGCAAUGGCGUCAGCUUCGUCUGUGCCGACAUUUGAUUUCCUAAGCACGCCCCUCCCGCCCAAUAGGCCUCCGCCGACACAGAGCGGUGCAGGCGCUGUACCGCUUCGGCCGCCGGCCUCCUCUUCUGCUGCACAGCCGUCUCAGAGCCGCGGCCCUAUGACUAAGGACGACUUGCUCUUCUUCGAGUCGAUGGGAUGACACUUCAAGAGGGCUUUGGAGUCGCAUUCCUCUGCGCCGGAUCGGUCGUCUCGGUCACUCUGACUAUGUCGCCUACUCGAAUGACGCCUGGGACAGGGAGAGAAGCAGUGGAACAAGCCAGUCAGCGCUCCCUUCCAAUCAGCUAGUCCCGCGGCAUGGUCAGUACACACCUUUCCUCGCUGUGCCUU